ACACCUCGAACGGUCCCUCUAAAUGUUGUUGGUGUGCGCGGAGUGAAAUAAAUCGGAGUGAUUUUCGUCGAGCUCUGCAAAAUAAUGGAUCGCACUUUCUACGAAGGCUGGCUAAUUAAGUCGCCACCCACCAAGCGCAUUUGGCGAGCACGCUGGAGGCGUCGCUGGUUUACGCUGAAGCAGGGCGAGAUACCGGAGCAGUUCUGCCUCGAAUACUACACCGACCACAACUGCCGCAAGCUGAAGGGCGUCAUCGAUUUGGAUCAGUGCGAACAGGUGGACUGUGGGCUGCGACUGGAGAAUCGCAAGCAGAAGUUUCAGUAUAUGUUUGACAUCAAGACGCCCAAGCGAACCUAUUAUCUGGCUGCCGAAACAGAGGCGGAUAUGCGCGAUUGGGUCAACUGCAUCUGCCAGGUGUGUCACCUACACGAUACCAAGCAAUCCAAUGAGUUACCAUUGGGAGCAGUAGGUACAGAUGAAAACCGCACCCAGCACACAAGCUCCAGUGGCGGGCUGAGCAACUCCACACAAAAUACCACCACCACUUCCCUGCACUCUUCCGCUGGAACCACAGCGGCUCAAGUUGCAGGCCCAAAUGCUGGAGGAGCGGCCCAACUGCGACGACCGGUAGUCAUUGAACAACAACCAAUGCCCUUAAAUGCUGCGAACAACAAUUCGGACUCGGUUUAUGUUAACACGGAGUACAGCAAUCGCGAGACGAUGCUGUGUGAUUCCAACUUUGACCAGCAGGAUCUGCUCUCGGCUGCCCAACAACAACCACCUCCAUCGCCGGCAACUGCUCUUUAUCUGAAUCACAGUGCAUUGAUCCAAGCUCAGGCGGCUGCAGCAGCCGCGGAGCAACAGCAGCAACAGGCUGCUCGCUUGGCGGUUAACGCUAAUGGAGUGGUGCGAAAGCUUCCCGAGCAUCUUGUUCUCAACCAGCAAACCCUGGCGGAGGCAGCUGCCCAGCAACACAGCAGCGUGCAGGCCUCACCCGCAUUGAGCACCGCGUCCGGACCAUAUAUACCCAUCAGCGAGUGUUUCUCGGGCAGCCCGCGAUUCCUGCCCGGGUGUGGACCUCCUGGUGCAGAUGUUGUCAUACCAAACAACCCCAGCACUCCAUUGAACAACUUGGAUCCCAAGUUCUACGAUACUCCGCGAAGUCAUAACAACAUUGGUCUAAAUCUGACCAACGAUCAAUCCUACUCACCCAAAAUCACCAAUUUAAGCUUGCAACAAUUGGCCAACACCAAUGCAAGUAAACAACGCUCUGAUUCCGAUUCUGAAAGCGUUUUUACUGAUGACGAUGAGUGGGCUCAUCCUUUACCCCUGCGCGAGAAUGUCGAUCGCAGUACCAGACCCUCGGAUAGUUCUAUCGAGAACGAAUCGUUCGUACUGACCUAUUCGCAGCGCUUUUCUAAAAUGCCCGAGGAAGGUGGUUCUGUGGUGUCACCAGCUGAGAAACAUUCUAAGCUUGCGGGUGCAGGGUCCCUGGCAGAAGCUAGUGACCAAGGAACGUUAGAUAAACUGGCCAAAGUUUUAAAGAACAAAAAUAAUCUCAUAUUGGACUUCAAGGAAAACGAAAAGAUUCCUCGCGAGCUUCCGCAGCUCUCGGAUACGGAAAACACUUCACCGGCCAUUGUGGCUCGUCGCAAUGCCCACUCCGCUUUAAUCGAGGAAAGUUACGACAUUCCACGCUCCCAUCAGCAACCAUACUACAAUGUCAACCAGAUGCUGGGCGAGCGACCAGUCACCAGUCCGCACAACUCAAAUCCCAUUGCCGCAUCUACACCGAAUCUCAUGGCAGCCGAUUUGGGUUCAGUGGCUGCCAUAUUAAGUGCAGACAAUUCUGGCCAAAUUGGUGGUGUUCAACCAACCGCCUCGUCACCCACUAGUGCUCGAACUUUGCCACGCCACUGCUAUACUAAUGCAGCGCCCACAAAGAUGGAGGGCAAUGUCUUUCGAUACGAUUUCAUGGAGCAGGCGGACUGUCCACCAGUGAACCGGAAUUUGAAACCGAAGGGGCAAGGAAGUUUGCCGGCCGUCGAGGACAAACCACCGGAGGAAUUUCCGGCAAAGCCCCCGGUGGGUGUAGAGCAUUUAACCAGUAAAUUAGGUGCAGCCCAACUACAGCAGCCGAUUGGACCACCCAAUGUGGACAGAAACUGCAAACCACAUGUCUAUAAGUUGGGAAGUUCGGCCACCAUGUCGCCGGCAAUGCGCCGCUCCUCUGGAGCCCCUCUAUCUAUGGUGCUGCCGCAUGAAACAGAUGUCCAUUCUCCGGCAGCAUCCGCCGUUUUCCACGAGACUCGAACUCUGCCUCGUCAACAACAUCGACAGCAUCCUAAUAGUCCCGGUAGCAUGUCAGUGCAACAUCAGCGCACAGCAUCAGCAGCCAUGAUCAUGGUGGGAACUUCCGCUCCUAAACAGCAACCGGCGCAGGCUGAACACAAACUUCAGUACUUUGAUUUGGAUGUGACCAACAAACCGCCACUACUGAAUCGAUCGAGUAUGAGUGUGGGUAAUCUGUAUUCCCAAGGUGGAAAUGGGGCUGGUGGAAUGCGAUUGGCCGGCGUUGAGGCUGGUGGUGCACGGGGUGCAGUACCGAGCAGCGUGGUCUAUAGAUCGGUGGACUUUGUCAAAACGGAGGCAUUUAAAAGGAUCAGAGAGGAGCGCGAGAGCAGCGGCAACAAGUGAAUCUGCUGGAUCAGCAUAAUGGUUCCAUAUCUCGAAUACACCCCCAUUGACAACGUGCAAUAACUGAGGACCACGUUGCGGAUCCGAAAUUUUUGUAGUGCCUAUCGGUAGUCAGCAUAGAGCUGACACCAUUCAAAAAGAAAACAGUGCAAAUUCCGAGUGGCUUUUACAUUCGUUAAUAUCGUCAAAUUCCCAUUAAACCACAUAUCUAGAUUGUAAGUCGGCACCAGCACUUUUUGUUGCUGCUACGAAUCUGUAACCCGUAUCUAAAUCUAUGUCUUUCUUAUUUAAAUCGUGCUUCCAACACUUCCAUGACUAUUGUUAAGCUUUUUAAUGAAAAUGUAACCCUGACAAACGAACUUAGUGCUAAUUUUACAAUGCAAUUAAUUAUUUUAUAUACGCAAGCGGAAUAUUUAUAUUCACGAAUUUUAUAUGGUAACAAAUUAUUUACAAUAUAUAAAUGUAACACGUGUGCGCCACAAGCUGUAGCUUGAUUUUGUGCUUUAAAAAAUAUAUAUAUACAAUAAUACCA
Messenger RNA from Drosophila eugracilis, 3229 nucleotides. RefSeq names its product protein daughter of sevenless (gene dos). The record is from RefSeq and is a predicted model, not a curated record. Bases 85 to 2697 code for a protein of 870 amino acids. The transcript has 7 exons. NCBI's taxonomy places the organism in Eukaryota, Metazoa, Arthropoda, Insecta, Diptera, Drosophilidae.